This is a messenger RNA of Danaus plexippus (monarch butterfly), 1598 nucleotides long. RefSeq names its product Golgi SNAP receptor complex member 1 (gene Gos28). Lineage: Eukaryota; Metazoa; Arthropoda; Insecta; Lepidoptera; Nymphalidae. Gene Ontology annotation, biological process: endoplasmic reticulum to Golgi vesicle-mediated transport; vesicle fusion. Gene Ontology annotation, molecular function: SNAP receptor activity. Gene Ontology annotation, cellular component: SNARE complex; Golgi medial cisterna; Golgi membrane. The record is from RefSeq and is a predicted model, not a curated record. The transcript is spliced from 6 exons. The coding region runs from base 130 to 813 and encodes 227 amino acids.
AACCAAUGUCAUCUUAUGAAAAUGUCAAUGUAUGUUUCUGAGUCACUGAUUUCUUCACACUCUUACAUUUUAUAAAAACAUUGAUUUAUCAUUUAUUGAACAAUACAAGAGUUUAGGGUGAUAUUAAAUAUGACGACAAUGGUUGGAUCUUCGUGGGAAGAUGUUAGAAAACAAGCUCGCAUUCUAGAAAAUGACAUAGAUGUGAAACUAGUAGCGUUCAGUAAGCUGGGAGUUAGCACUGGAUCUGGUUUGAACUCGGAGAGUAUGCCACUGAUCAAUAGCGAGGACAUGUUUGACACCAUGUCUAUGGAACUGCAGCAAUUGUUAAGUAAGCUGUCACAAUUAAACGACAAAAUGGCUGAAAUUGCACCAAGCGGGACAGCGACAAUGCACACCAUUAAGAGGCACAGGGAAAUUCUUAUGGAUUAUCAGCAAGAGUUCGAUCGUACCUCAGCACGUGUUUGUGCUCGUCGCGAAAGAGAGGAAUUGCUGGGAGGAGGGAUGGGGGGAGGCGUCCCGUCUGUAGGGCUCAGCAGAAGAGACCAGUAUGGAAAGGAAGCAGCUCAUUUGCACAGUUCCCAUAUCCUGGUCGAUGAACAAAUAAACAUAGCGAUGGAAGCCCGUGAACACCUCACAUCACAGAGACAGACUUUCAAGAGGAUGCAGACCCGUUUUAACGACAUUGCUAACAGGUUUCCGAUGCUGAACAGUUUGAUCUACAGGAUAAAUGCUCGCAAACGACGUGAUUCUCUCAUAGUCGGUGUGGUUGUGGCUGUGUGCACCUUCCUCCUGCUGCUAUACGCUUUCCAUUAGACAACUACAUUAGAAACUAUCUACAUGCUAACAAUAUCCUUCAGUUGAGAUAAUCACAAUAUAAACUCUAUACAAAUUACUGUAGGUUUGGAUGUAUUGAUGUUAGUUUUUGAAUCAUUAUUAAUAUUCAAAAAGGUUUUUAUCCAACUAUACUGUAUACUAAGUAAAAAUAUUUAAUCUACAUACAUCUAUAUUAUUUAAAUGUCUUGAACUGGCUGAUAUGAAAGCUGUAUGAGUGUGAUUAAAAAAAAAAAUUAGAACAUUCUAACGGUAGUGUUUAAAUUACUAGAAAAAAGCUAUUUAAUUUAAAGUCGAGACUUGUUAAACUGAUGGUUCUUUAAUGCUUGGUAAGUGUAUCGUUUUAACUAACUUUAUGAGUAAGUUAUAACUAUGAAGUUGUUUUUUUUUAAUACAGCAAUUUAUAUUAAACAAAACAAAGCCUUGGACUUUAAAAUAGUCCAAUGAAACUGUACUAAAUACUAUUCUUAAUAGAAUUUGUUAUGUUGGUAAGAUUGGUAUAGUAAAGAUUUUUUUUUUUCAGAGGUCCUUAUAUACUUUGACACUCCUAUAGUUAUAAGAUUUGAACUAAAUGUUUUGAGAUAUUUAAUAAAUACAAAAUUAAGGCAUAACAUUGUCUUAAUUACUUAAGACAUUGCAUUUGUAGAUGAUGUUCUGUUAUUUUAAAUAUAGUUUAUAUAGUUGUGUAAAUAUGUUAAAACUUUAUUUGAAAGUAAUGUAAAUAGGCUAUUAUGUAUGAUUAAUAAAAAUAUUUCGUCGUUUCAAAA